Mastomys coucha (southern multimammate mouse) is the source of this 3374-nucleotide messenger RNA. RefSeq names its product pleckstrin homology domain containing B2 (gene Plekhb2). The record is from RefSeq and is a predicted model, not a curated record. Gene Ontology annotation, cellular component: membrane. Bases 138 to 803 code for a protein of 221 amino acids. The transcript is spliced from 8 exons. Gene Ontology annotation, biological process: regulation of cell differentiation. Lineage: Eukaryota; Metazoa; Chordata; Mammalia; Rodentia; Muridae.
UCGCGCGCAUGCGCGUGGCGCGAGGCGGUGACGCAGGACCUGGACUCCCGCGUCCAGCAGAGAAGCAGGAGCAGCCAGCGACCUUGCGCUCUCAGCCUGAUCCCUGUCUGACGGCCUGAACAUUUUCAGCUGAAGAGAUGGCAUUCGUGAAGAGCGGAUGGUUACUUCGACAGAGCACCAUUCUGAAACGCUGGAAAAAGAAUUGGUUCGACCUGUGGUCGGACGGCCACCUGAUCUACUACGAUGACCAGACUCGGCAGAGUGUAGAGGAUAAGGUCCACAUGCCCGUGGACUGCAUCAAUAUCCGCACGGGGCAUGAGUGUCGGGACAUCCAGCCUCCGGAUGGGAAGUCCAGAGACUGUCUACUGCAGAUCGUUUGCCGAGACGGGAAGACCAUCAGUCUCUGUGCAGAGAGCACAGACGAUUGCCUGGCAUGGAAGUUUACACUGCAGGAUUCCAGAACGAACACAGCUUACGUUGGCUCAGCAAUCCUGUCUGAAGAGACUGCAGUGGCCGCGUCGCCGCCUCCUUACGCAGCCUAUGCUACACCGACCCCUGAGGUCUACGGCUAUGGUCCAUACAGUGGCGCAUACCCAACAGGAACUCAAGUUGUCUAUGCCGCCAACGGGCAGGCGUAUGCUGUGCCGUACCAGUACCCAUAUGCAGGAGUUUAUGGACAACAGCCUGCCAACCAAGUCAUCAUCCGUGAGCGGUACCGAGACAAUGACAGUGACCUGGCUCUGGGCAUGCUUGCCGGGGCAGCCACAGGCAUGGCCCUGGGCUCUCUGUUCUGGGUCUUCUAGAGCCUUCAACAUGUUCUGUGCAUAGCUUCUGUUAGUCCUGUGUGCAAUAAUUUGAUUUGCAGGGCAUUUCUGUUUGUAACAAGUGUCUUUCAUAAUAAUUUAAAUAGUUCUUUUGAAAGUGGUAAUCUAAUAAUUGUGACUGACUUGCAUGGUACCACAAAGAAAGCUGGAGGUAUGCUGUGAGCAAGAGCCUGAGUCCUUCCGGGUACCAGCUUGCACCAAGUCUUUCUUGGGGACUCUUGGAUGGCUUUAUGUGAACACACCCAUUUAAACAGGCAUUUUCCGUUCAGUUAGGUGCAGUAUUGAAUUGAGGGAUGGCUUUCCUUGCUAUGCCAAUAACAAUAAUACUGAUGGAGGAGGAUGUGUGUAAGUGUGGUGAGGAGAGUCACAGCUUCUUUAACUGUGGAAUCUUACUCUAGACCCUGUUGCAUGUUACCCUAGGAGCUGUGGGCUGGUGGCUCCUGCAGUAAUAUGGUAUAAGGACCCCAUAGCCUACCCCUUGGAAGUCCUAGAUACCAGCAGGAUUGGCUGCUCAGGAUGCAGAGGGCCACCUCCUCCCUUUACAAAUUAUGUUCCAGUAAUCUGCCCAGUUCUAUUUUCUUGUUAUUCUUCUGUUUGCUUUUCCUGGGGAUGAUUGGAAUUAGUCUGGAGUUAGGAAUUGAUUUGAGCCUCAGAAUUCUAGCCUCUCCCUUUAAGCCCUGCUGAAUGAGGAGGUGCGUGCUGGUGGGUGGAGGUACGCUGGGAGCUGCCCAGCGAUGUGUUUUCAGGGUCUGCUUUAGGCAUAUUGAUUGCCAGCUCAGUCUGCAGAGAGCCUAUAGAGACUAUUUUUCUACUUGUAAAGAAAGUAUGGUGAGGGCAAUCGGGGAGAGCCUUUUUUAGAAUGUUCCUGCCUCAGGCCUUCUGGGGCCAAGCUGCAUGGGGGAUGCUCUUUAACUCCUGGAGAGGCUCUUCCUCAGCAGUGGUAGGGAGGUCCUGUGGCUGUCCAGAGUCUCAGGUUUUGAGUGAGAAAUGGGAUUGGGUAGAGCAUCUCAGGGAUUUGUUCUAAUCCUUCAUGUUAGUGGGGAUCCAGCCUUGUCCUCAGUCCUGACCCGCUCACGAGAGAAGAGCUUAAAACAUUUCUAGUCCCCAAACAUGUGACACUCUGGGAAGCUCACCAUCUGGCUUUCUGACAAAAAUUUGUAUUUCUAAUAUUAGAGAAUACAUGCCCCACAUAUUUAAAAUGUCUGUUCUUUCAUGUUUUAAAGCUCCUAAUUCCAGCUUUGUGACUGGCAAGUUUUAGUUUCAAACAGUACCCUGGCACGAAGGUGGGACGGCACAGCGAGGGCCCUGCCCUCUACUUUGCAUAGUCCUGUUUUUUCCAGAGUGCUCCUAGGGAGCACUGAUUCUGACUGUGCCCAGUCCAGUGCAUGCACGCUGCCUUGCUGUACUGCUGGGCAGCUCUCUCUUGGUCAGUUCAGGUCUUCAGCAGAUCUCCAUGUGAGACAGUUGCCAAGUAGAGGUGGUGCCCACAGUGCUUUCUCACUACUCCUUGGGGACCUGUUGACACAGCCUUGCCUGUUUCCAGCUGACAUUUGCUUCUCUGUCAUGAUGGGGUAUGUGACAACAUGGUACGGAUGCUGUACAGUCGCUUUAAUAAGCCUGACUCUGAUUUUACAUCCUGUGCUGUAAGACUGCCAUUUGGUCACAAUGUCACCAUUCCUAAAGCUCCGUGCUUUACUUACAAAACACUAAAACCAGUGUUUAAUGUUACACAGUGAUUUUAAUUUUGAAGUUAGUUACUGGCAUUCCUAAAACCAUAGAGUACUGAGUCACGCCCCUGAAGUACUUUUGAAACAGAAUGAUCUCCUACUGUCCCAUUGGUGUGCCCUGCCUAUCCCCUGACCCCAGUGGGGUUAGCUGUACCAGGCAGCCGUAGUUGAGUCUGAUCAUUUCCUGUCACCAGUUUUACUUGAUUGCAUACCCAGAAUGGAAUACAUUCUCGGGCAUCUCAUUUCCUCAGCCCCGAUGCUCACAGAUGCUGCCCUUUCGAUGGCUUUUGGGGCAUCGUUUUGUACUUCAGUGAGUCAUGAGAUUCAUGAGUUGGAGGGAGCUACUUGUCCAGCAUUGAGGAACAUGUCUCCUCCACGGAGACUUUUAAAUAACGAUGCAGAGCUGGAAGAGGCUGGCUGCCGACACUGCGGGCAGUUCUUUUAGUUGCUCUUUUAGUUUGAGUUAAGAACGUAUCAUAUGGAAAGCGUGAGGCUUCCUCAGAUCAUCCCUUGCCAAGGCUUGGCCUAGGCUCACACUGGGUCAUUAGUGCCCACGAUAGCCUUCUGGAGUAUAGCGAGUUCCUGCAUUUGAGACAGAAUGAUUCAGAUUUCUUUUCUACAUCUGUUGUUGAGCCCAUGCGACCUCUCAUUUUGCCUUCUAGUCUAUGUAGACGAAAGAUGACAGGCAGAGGGCGCAGACAGUCUUCUUUGUGAUUGCUUCUGUUGUUCUGUUGCAUCUACCGAGCCCGUUUUCUCCCUGAAUGUGCAUACAGUAUGUUUAUAAGUGAACUUGUUAAAAUAUUAAAUGAUCAUUAACCUUAAA